Apis laboriosa (Himalayan honeybee) is the source of this 484-nucleotide messenger RNA. Its product is annotated as probable bifunctional methylenetetrahydrofolate dehydrogenase/cyclohydrolase 2. Gene Ontology annotation, molecular function: methenyltetrahydrofolate cyclohydrolase activity; methylenetetrahydrofolate dehydrogenase (NADP+) activity; methylenetetrahydrofolate dehydrogenase (NAD+) activity. Lineage: Eukaryota; Metazoa; Arthropoda; Insecta; Hymenoptera; Apidae. Gene Ontology annotation, biological process: tetrahydrofolate interconversion. Bases 236 to 484 code for a protein of 82 amino acids. Gene Ontology annotation, cellular component: mitochondrion. The record is from RefSeq and is a predicted model, not a curated record. The transcript has a single exon.
UUUUGAUUAAAUAAUUUAAAAAAUAAUAAAUUAUAUAUAUAUAUAUAUACACUAAAUAAAACUAUGAGAUAUCUAUAUAUAAUAGAUUUAUUUUAUUGAUAACUUAGGAAUUGAAAAUUAUACUAUUCACUUAAAUGAGAAUAGUUCACAACAAGAUAUUAUUAAUGAAAUUGAUAAUUUAAAUAAAGAUAAGACUGUAGAUGGAAUUCUUGUUCAAUUGCCAUUAAUAAAGCAUAUGAAUGAACAAGAAGUUUGUCAGGCGAUUAUACCAAGUAAAGAUGUUGAUGGUUUUCAUUUAGAAAAUUUAGGUAAUUUAGCAUUAAAUAGAAAUGGAAUUAUUCCUGCAACUGCUUUGGCUGUGAAAGAAUUAAUAAUAAGAAAUAAUAUUGAAACUUUUGGAAAAAAUGCAGUUGUAGUAGGAAGAUCUAAACAUGUUGGUUUACCUAUUGCAUUACUUUUACAUGGUGACAGUAAAGGUAUAUAA